AGACCAGUAAAUCUGAUUCUGAGACUCGAACAUUACUCCAUUCGACACUGUGUUUCGAAUUUGGAACCAUAUGAAUCGGACCAUUGCAAGAUUAAAAAAUAUGAAAUUUCGGAUUAGUUGACGAAGAAAAGGGUUGGUAGCGGGAAUCACUUGCAUUGCAUCUAAAACGUGGGACCUCUAAAGCUGUAAAGUCAUCAUUUUUAAAUGUCGUUGGAUCACUUAAGCUCAAUGGUGGUUGGUGAGUUCGGUGUUAGGUGAAUGAAGAAGCUCUGUUUCUUGCUCUUCUACUUCUUCAGGGUUGUUUAGUUCAUUUUGUGCUUGAAGCAAUCAAAUUUGGGAUAACAAUGUCGUCUUCUUCUUCUUCUUCCUCCUUGGAACAACCUCGAGUCAUAACCUGUAAAGCGGCGGUGGCAUGGCGUGCUGGUGAGCCAUUGGUUAUGGAGGAAGUUGAAGUGAGUCCUCCUCAACCUCUUGAGAUCAGAAUUAAAGUUGUUUGUACAUCUCUCUGUCGUAGUGAUCUCUCUGCUUGGGAAUCUCAGGCUCUUUUGCCACGAAUAUUUGGCCAUGAAGCUGCAGGUAUAGUGGAGAGCAUAGGGGAAGGCGUAACUGAGUUUGAGAAAGGAGAUCACGUGCUCGCUGUAUUCACUGGUGAAUGUGGUUCAUGUCGGCAUUGCCUCUCUGGGAAAAGUAACAUGUGUCAGGUUCUUGGAAUGGAGAGGAAAGGUUUGAUGCAUAGUGAUCAGAAGUCACGCUUCUCCAUCAAAGGAAAGCCUGUUUACCAUUACUGUGCGGUUUCAAGUUUCAGCGAGUACACUGUGGUUCACUCUGGUUGUGCUGUCAAAGUCGAUCCUGUGGCACCUCUUGACAAAAUUUGUCUGCUUAGCUGUGGAGUAGCUGCAGGUCUUGGUGCAGCAUGGAAUGUUGCUGAUGUACAAAAAGGUUCAAGUGUUGUGAUAUUUGGUCUUGGAACCGUCGGUCUUUCAGUUGCUCAGGGUGCCAAACUCAGAGGAGCAGCUCAAAUAAUUGGGGUUGAUAUAAAUCCAGCUAAGGCUGGACAAGCAAAGACAUUUGGCGUCACGGAUUUCAUUAAUUCAAAUGACCACUCUGAACCUAUAUCUCAGGUAAUCAAAAGAAUGACAGGAGGAGGUGCGGAUGUCUCAUUUGAAUGUGUUGGUGAUACGAGAAUAGCUACAACUGCUUUACAAUCAUGCUCGGAUGGAUGGGGCAUGACCGUUACUCUAGGUGUACCGAAAGUGAAGCCUGAAGUUUCAGCUCAUUACGGACUCUUCCUUGCUGGGAAAUCUUUGAAAGGCACUCUUUUUGGUGGUUGGAAGCCUAAAUCUGAUAUUCCUUCACUCGUUGAAAAGUACAUGAACAAGGAGAUUAUGAUCGAUGAAUUGGUAACACAUAACCUGGCAUUUGAUGAUAUCAACAAAGCUUUUGAUCUUAUGAGAGAAGGAAAGUGUCUGCGUUGUGUUCUUCACAUGCCAAACUAAUGCCUUCUCGAGAACACAUGUACAGUUUCAAGAGGGAUCUGUACUGUACGUUCAACAGCUGAGAAGAUCGAUUCACUUCUCUGGUUGUAUUAAACAAAAUUGAUGUUUUAUCUGUUUUGUAUAGCAGUGAGACUCGUUUACCAUAUGAUUAAAGCAAUUGAGUGAUUAGAACCAAGGACAUCGAUCUUAAAGAUGCAGACUUUAUCUACUCAACUUGAUA
Molecule: messenger RNA, 1716 nt
Organism: Camelina sativa (false flax)
Lineage: Eukaryota; Viridiplantae; Streptophyta; Magnoliopsida; Brassicales; Brassicaceae
Product: alcohol dehydrogenase-like 6
Biological process (GO): formaldehyde catabolic process
Cellular component (GO): cytosol
Molecular function (GO): alcohol dehydrogenase (NAD+) activity; S-(hydroxymethyl)glutathione dehydrogenase [NAD(P)+] activity; zinc ion binding
Source: RefSeq, a predicted model, not a curated record